Molecule: messenger RNA, 493 nt
Organism: Bolinopsis microptera
Lineage: Eukaryota; Metazoa; Ctenophora; Tentaculata; Lobata; Bolinopsidae
Product: inositol monophosphatase 1-like
Exons: 4
Coding region: 11-493 (160 amino acids)
Biological process (GO): inositol metabolic process; signal transduction
Molecular function (GO): inositol monophosphate 1-phosphatase activity
Source: RefSeq, a predicted model, not a curated record
CAGUGUAGCUAUGUUUGCGUACGAAGAUGAGUACAACUUUGCACUGUCACUAGUUAAAGAAGCAUCUUGUUUGUUUACACCUGCUUACAAUUCUCACAAAAACAUAGAAACGAAGGAAUCGUCCUCUGAUUUGGUCACAGAAACCGACAAAGCUAUAGAAGAUCUAAUAAGUAGCAAGGUUAAAGAGAAAUAUCCUGAACAUGGCUUUAUCGGAGAGGAAACAGUCUCUGCUGACGGUAAGAUAGUAUUUGAUGACAGACCCACCUGGAUUGUUGACCCAAUAGACGGUACAAUGAACUUUGUGCACUGUUACCCCCACACCUGCAUCGUUAUCGGUUUCACCGUUCUCAAAACCGUCCAGUUCGGUGUAAUCUACAACCCAGUGCUGGAUCAGUUGUUUACGGGUAGGCUGGGUUUCGGUGCACAGUUGAACGGGUGUAACACAGAGGUUGUGUUGGCUCUUUUGACGUGGGUGAAGGAGGGUGUAAAGUGA